Messenger RNA from Helianthus annuus (common sunflower), 1686 nucleotides. Its product is annotated as inositol-tetrakisphosphate 1-kinase 1-like. The record is from RefSeq and is a predicted model, not a curated record. Gene Ontology annotation, cellular component: cytoplasm. Gene Ontology annotation, biological process: inositol trisphosphate metabolic process. NCBI's taxonomy places the organism in Eukaryota, Viridiplantae, Streptophyta, Magnoliopsida, Asterales, Asteraceae. Bases 243 to 1301 code for a protein of 352 amino acids. Gene Ontology annotation, molecular function: inositol-1,3,4-trisphosphate 6-kinase activity; inositol-1,3,4-trisphosphate 5-kinase activity; magnesium ion binding. The transcript has a single exon.
AACUCCACCCCAACUUAACCCACCUCCUCAAUCCCUAUACACAUCCCCCUUCACCCACCCACACUAUCUCCGUUACCUCCAAUAACCUCACCGCCGUUUCCACACCGAUUAACAUCACACCUCCGUCUAUCGCUCCGUCUAUCUGUUUCCCCAAUCCAAAACCCUAAUUCCACCCCGAAACCCUAGGUUAUGAUUCUUCCGAUCAAUUCUCACAAAUCAGAACCUUACAAAACCGUACAACAAUGGCGGAAAUGAACACCAACCGCUUCACCAUAGGUUACGCUUUAUUACUCAAAAAACAACAGAGUUUCAUCCAGGAUUCGUUGAUCAAUUCAGCCAAACAACGCGGAAUCGAUCUCAUCAAGAUCGAUACCGACAAGCCGUUAGCAGAUCAAGGCCCGUUCGAUUGUGUACUGCACAAGUUAUCCGGCAACGACUGGCGAAAUCAGCUCCGUGAGUACGUUAUUCGUAACCCUAGCUCUGUUGUUAUUGAUUAUCCUGAUGCUAUUGAACGGUUACAUAACCGUAUUUCUAUGCUUGAUGUUGUUUCGGAGAUUGAGAUUGAUGAGGUGAAGGAUAUUGAUGAAACGGCGUCGUUUGGAGUGCCGAAACAGGUUGUGGUGUACGAGCCGGAGAAGUUGAGUGAGGGUUUGGGAUUGAGUUUGAAGUUUCCGGUGAUUGCGAAGCCGUUAGUGGCGGACGGGAGUGCGAAAUCGCAUAAGAUGUUGUUGAUAUUUAGUUCCGAGGGUUUCGAGAAGCUGAAAACUCCUACUGUGUUGCAGGAGUUUGUGAAUCAUGGUGGAGUGAUUUUCAAGGUGUAUGUGGUUGGGAAGUAUGUGAAGUGUGUGAAGCGGAAGUCAUUGCCGGAUAUCGACGACGAGAAGUUGGAGAGUUUGCGCGGUUCGUUGUCGUUUUCUCAGGUGUCGAAUUUGACAUCUGAUGAGAGGAAUGAUGAUAAGUAUUAUAAGAUGAUGGAUUCGGAGGAUGCGGCAAUGCCGCCGAUGAAUUUGAUAAGUAAUAUCGCGCGUGGGCUGCGUAAAGCGAUGAAACUGCAUCUUUUCAAUUUCGAUGUUAUUAGGGAUACGAAGGUUGGGAAUCGGUACCUUGUUAUUGAUAUCAACUAUUUCCCGGGGUAUGCUAAGAUGCCCGGUUAUGAAUCCGUGCUGACGGAUUUCUUUUGGGAUAUUUUGAAUAAGAAAGAGGAUCGGUUUUUCGACUGCGAGAAGGAGUUGAUGAAGCUGGUGGGUGAUGAUGGUGGAUGUGAUGAGGAUACAGUGUGUCCGAAUGUUUCUUCUGCUUAGAGGAAAGGAGGACGUUAGGGUUUCGAAAUUGCACGUGGAAGUCGGGUCAGUUUUGCGAAAACGCAUGCUGAAUCGUGAAUGUUGAUCUUCGGGUUUGUUAAUCAAAGGGAGCGCUGGCUGUGGGCGUUUUAAUUUAGAUAGUUGUUAGUACAGGAGUUAUGAAUAGGGUCGUUACUUUUGUUUUGGCCUCCUGACGACAAUUUACUUGGUGUUCCUUGUUGAUCUUGUACAUCUUAUCGUUUGGUUCAGAGAUAGGUACUUUCCGUUUCUCCCUAAGUUUGUAGGAAUGUUAAGUUUCCAUAGUUUGGGGAACUUUUAAAAAUGUGUGCCGUUGACUGUUUGACAGCUUUGAUAAAUGAAUUUUGCCUUUUGGAAGAUGGUACUA